Molecule: messenger RNA, 993 nt
Organism: Candida dubliniensis CD36
Lineage: Eukaryota; Fungi; Ascomycota; Pichiomycetes; Serinales; Debaryomycetaceae
Exons: 1
Coding region: 1-993 (330 amino acids)
Biological process (GO): catechol-containing compound metabolic process
Molecular function (GO): catechol 1,2-dioxygenase activity; ferric iron binding
Source: RefSeq, a predicted model, not a curated record
AUGAUUGCUCCUAAUACAAGUACUCCAGUUGUUGCUGAGAUGAGUGAUGAAACAAUUACCGCAAAUACCAUUGCUGUGAAUUCGCAGCACAAGAGUAUGAGAUUGUUUUUCGUUUUGAAUACGUUGGUCCAACAUUUGCAUGAUUUUGCUAAAGAAGUCAGGUUAACAACAGAAGAAUGGGAAGAAGGUAUCAAAUUUUUGACAGAGUGUGGUCACAUCACUACAGAUAUAAGACAAGAAUUUGUUUUAUUGUCUGAUGUUUUGGGCUUUUCGGUAUUGGUGGACAGUAUCUCCCAUCCAAAGCCAGAUAAUGCCACCCUCGGGACAUUAUUGGGACCCUUUCACACACAUGAUGCUGAAAUCAAGGUGAACGGAGAUACCAUUGUUUCAGAGGGCAAGGGCGAGCCUUUAUUGAUUGAAGGGAAAUUGACUGACACUAAAGGUAAUCCUAUAUCAGGAGCCACCAUCGAUCUCUGGCAUUGCGACAAGGAUGGAUUCUAUGAUACACAGUAUGAGGAUCGUGAGAAGGCAGACUUGAGAGGAAUCAUCAAAACUGGAGGAGAUGGAUCAUUUACCAUUAAAGCAUCAAAACCAGUACCAUAUCCUAUUCCAAGUGAUGGUCCAGUGGGUAAACUUUUGAAAAAAAUCAACCGUCACCCAUAUAGGCCAGCCCAUAUUCAUUUUAUAAUUGAGAAGCCUGGCUAUGACAAACUAAUUACAGCCUUGUACGAAAGAGGUGAUCCUUAUGAAACAUCAGAUGCAGUAUUUGGUGUCAAGUCAAAGUUGUUGUACACGUUAGGUAGAGUUGGAAAGGAAAAAUCAAAACAAUAUAAUAUGAGUCCAGAUGAUUGGUAUUUGAAUUGGGACUUUAAGAUUAUUACUGAUAAAGAAUCACGUGAAUUGGUUUAUGAAAAAAAUAAAAAGGCUGUUGGUUCAAAUAACAAUUUAGUUCUCAAUGAAAAUGGUUUACCUGAGAUGGCACCGUUAGAUUGA